Molecule: messenger RNA, 4578 nt
Organism: Plectropomus leopardus (leopard coralgrouper)
Lineage: Eukaryota; Metazoa; Chordata; Actinopteri; Perciformes; Serranidae
Product: protein phosphatase 1 regulatory subunit 3E
Biological process (GO): regulation of glycogen biosynthetic process
Cellular component (GO): protein phosphatase type 1 complex
Molecular function (GO): protein phosphatase 1 binding; glycogen binding
Source: RefSeq, a predicted model, not a curated record
AUGGAAGCGGAGUCUGUGCAUACUGUCGUGGUCAUGCUGCCCCCAAAGAACUGCCUGCCGAGGAACUACAGCUGCAUAGCUGGACUCUUCGGGAGCCUGGCAGCGGCGAACCCGCGGUUUGAAGAUGGGGAAGAUUUUGACAUGAUAAACGGCACUUGUGAAACCACCGAGUGCCCCGUGGUGGAGGAGAGACCACGGGGCAGAGAGAUCUUCCUGAAGCCGCCACAGAGUCCGAAUCUGCGUCGGAGGUGCAAGUCACUGCCCACACCCACAGAGAGAGCCAAGUUAGAGAUCUCCCGCAGCAGGAGUCCAACCAGCCAGAAAAAGGUCCGGUUUGCUGACUCCCUCGGCCUGGAGCUCAUCUCAGUGAAGCACUUCGAUGAUACAGAUGAGCCCGAGGUGCCGGAGCGCAUUUUGGCCAAACUCCCCAAAGGACACCUCCACCUGAAUCAUUUGGACACAAAGUUCCCCCGCGCUCCUGCAAAGUCUGUGUUCAUGGAGCUGCAGUUCACCAACCCGGGCACACUACCCGGCUUUGAGCAGAAAGUGAGGGAGGUGAAAGUCCUGUUGGAGACCGUCGAGGCGGAUGAAUUCAGUCUCUCCGGGUUUGUGCGCGUGUUGAAUCUGGCCUUUGAGAAGAGCGUCUCUUUGCGCUAUUCUCUAAACAACUGGAUAACAUUUAUGGAUAGCCUGGCGUCCUAUGUUCCUGACUCAAGCGACGGUGUCACUGAUAAGUUCAGUUUCAAGAUAGUCAUGCCCACAUACCUCGAAAACGGAGGUACAUUCCAGUUUGCAAUUAAAUACUGUGUCGGCGGGCAGGAGUUUUGGGACAAUAACAAUGGCAACAACUACAAAGUGAGGCGUCACCGAUUCAAGAUGUCCCCACCGCGGGAAUGGGAGAAUGGAUGGAUUCACUUUAUCUGAGCUUUUUGAUGCCUGCGCAGUGGCACACUGCGUGCGUAAUUUGCGCGUAACUAAUCCCCGGGUACCUUAAGUAUGACUGUAGCUUUUUAUAGAUUUCUUUUCUGCCAUUGCCAGCUACACACAUGCUGUGACAGUGAAAACCCACAAUAAUUCAAAUAUUUGCUCCGCUGUGGUGACAGAUUAAGUGGUGGACAUACAGUAGUACAGCUAGGUGCCCGGUGAGCGAUGCUGUUAGAUAAUUUGCCUUCAUGUCGGGGCUCUCUGUACAGCUUGUAGCCCUUUGGGAGGGCAUGCUCACGUUAUGUAAUGUAGAAACACGUGCCACGGAGAAACGUGCCGGGCAUCGCCGACCUCAGGCAUCACUGAUCCUUUUUAUGAGAUGCUGUACAAUGAUUUUGGGGGGCACGGAGAUUUUAACAUCAUCGGUUUGUUUUGCAUGCGUGCAGAAAUGGGAAGCAGAAAGCAUCACAUCUUGACUGAUGUUCAUGCAAAGCGAAUAUAGUAGCAUCUAGUAGUCUCCUGCAGGCUGGGAGAAACACGUUUUAUCAUUUUGACAGGAAUAUGUGACAGGUUAUUUUGAUUUAAAAAAUUCAAUGUAUAAUAUCCCACUGCCAUGCCAUUGAACAAUGCCUUAUUUUAAGCCAUGGUGUGGGAAAUUGUGCAUUGAAAGCUGUGCAGCAUUUUAUCACGAGGCUUGAAUAAAUUAAAUGCAUUAGAUGGUUUUCAUUCUAAAAAUUACAUUUUUAAAACAAGGCCUCUUGGCACUUGGAAGUUUUUAUUGUCCAUAUACCUGUAGGCUUUUAAUCCAGGGACAACAUUCUUAGUCAUAAACCAGCCAUAUAUUUGCACACAUCUAACAGCUUUAGUAUAUAUAUUUUUUGCUGAAUCAGACUAAUGUAAAGUUAAAUAAAAAAAAUGUUUUUGCCGCAUUCAGAAAUCAAGAGGGCCUAAACAAAGUCCAAAGAUAAGGAAAGUUUUCUCUUCGAAAAAAAAAAUUCCUAAAUUGAAAUUGUGCCAUGCAUAUUCCAUCUAAUCAUAAAAGUUACGUUGAUUAUGGGCCUUAAUGCUCUCAAACAGUAGCAUGGUUGUUGUCCCAUCAAGGAAAACAAAUUAAGUAGCAAUGUUUGCGAUGUUAAAUUUACCUCAGCUUACUUGUGGACCUCCUCUUCUUCUUCAGGUUGAUCGUUACAAAACAUUAUUUUCACAGUAAUUGUUUUCUAAUGGUUACAUUCAAACAUAAAAGUAUUAUUGUACAUUUGCAGAUUCAAAACACAAUGCAUAUUUUGUUUCUAAUGUUCUUUACUACACUGUGUAACCAUUUUUCUAAUAGAGCAGUGUUAUCUAUAGACAAAGUAGCUAUUACACAGCUGACUGUGUUGAACCGGCUGUAAAGGUAUGAUGAUAUCCUUGGUCACCACUGUGCAAAAAUAGUGCCGCUCCUCACACCCCACAUGACCUCAGUGGUUUAAACUGUCUCGAUAUUUCCAUACUUUGAUGGAAACCAUCAUGUGAUCACUUCACUUUCAUUUGCCUUGAUUGAUGAUGCACAACCAGUCUUCUAUCUCCAGACAACAGCUUAGGUUACAUCCACAAGUUUGUAAUUAAAUCACCCGCAGGCAGUCUUCCAAACCAGCUCCUGACCAUUUAUCAUUCUGUGCUUUGUGGUGAACAGGUUUGCAUGUCGAAGGCAAACACGUUUGCUUCAAAUGCAAAUAUUCAUCAUGCUUUCUUUUUUGGUGUAUGACAUUAUCAACAAUUUGUCCAUGUAGUAAGUUGGGAGUCCAGUUCAGCAAGUAAAAGGAUCAACAGGCAGGAUGCUUUUAAUUCCAGUGCUCCGACUGUAAUCUGAACAUCACUCUGCUCUUUGUUUACAUCAUCAUGGCAUCAGAGGAAGGCUCUCCAUUUUAUGAGGCCAUCAGGUUAUGAUGUGGAAAAAGACUAUUCCUGUAACCACUUAGUUUUUGGAGCAGUUCCACUGUGAAUCCAUCAGUAAUGUUUGUCUCCGAAUCUGACAUGGGAUAACUGAUGUUGUUAGAAUAGUUUUGCUGAAGUGACAGGUGGCCAGCACCGGGUUGAUAUUUGCUUUUUCUACAUUUAUCACACACAGACUUUCAUUCUCUCACAUGUUUAGUUAAGUACACUGGAUAUAAAAGGUCUGGCCAUGGCAGAGCUUACUGUGUGUUAUAUUGUUAUAUGAGUGGGUAUUUGCCUGCUUUGGUCUGUGUAAACUUUUCAAGCAUCCAUGCUGUGCAAUACCAGAAAGCAUUAAUUAUCCAGGUUGACUUCUAAUGUGAGUGCUGAGAGAUGCAUCAAUACCAAUUAAUCACUGCAGAUAUUCUUCUUUCAAUUUUAACAUUUAGUUUUAACAAGUCCUGACAAGACUUGCUAUCUUGAGAUCACUUGACAUAAAUGGCUGUCUGAAUAUGCUCUCUUAAGUUUUCAAAAAGUAUCUGUCAGAUAACAGUGCUCACUUUUAGUCCGGUAUCGCACUGCUGUUGUAAUUGGUGCAUCCCUACCAUAAGGAAAAUGAAGGGCUUCUGGUCUGAUUUCCACCUCAAUGUAUACAUAACAUUUUGCAUCAGCACUCAAUGAUAUAUAGAUAUGUAUGUAAAUGUGUAAAUGUUUCAUAUUGAAUGUCUUCCUGUUACUGUUCUAUGUUGUGUGUAUUUUGAAGCAUUUUUAAAGCAGAACUGAGGGAUGGUAAAAGUUUGUUAUCUGAUGAUGCUGUGAAGUUGGAAAAUAGCAUAUGAGCCCAAAAUAAAUUAUUUGCUAAAGCACACUUAGAUUUAAUAAGCAGACCUUUCUACAAUGUAAUUAAAAAGAGGGCUGCUUAUUAAAUUGGUAAUACCACUUAUGUGAUCAUUUGUAUCAAAAUGAUGUUUACUCUAAAUACUAUAUUGCAGAAUUUGCCCUGAAAUAUGGACCUAAAUGUGAGCAGUGUAUCGGAAUGAAAUGAACACAUUUGAAAACCUAUGUGCACAACUAUAGGUGUACACUGCCUUACUAAAAUAUGAGUUUACUUUGAGAUAUUAAGCAAAGCAGGAAGAAUGAAAGUGCUUGUUUGUUAAGAAAUUAUGUGACUACUGAUAUAUGAAAAUGUGUAGUGUACAAAAGGACAAACCCUAACAAGACAGGUAGCGCAAGAUGCACUUUGGAGUUUGAUAACUUUUGGCACGAGGAACUUAUGAUUGUAGCUGAUACUGAGCAGACUCAGUCACAGCAGGUCUAAUGCACUUUGUGUGAGUACAAGGAAAAGGGAAAGAAUGGGUUGCACGUAAAGCUUCUCCUUUGAAUAGCUACUAACCAAGAUGAUUUCCAUCUUUGUCCUGUUUUGCUUCUCUUUUCUCUCACUGUGGAAAGCCUAAAUCACCUCUGUCUUAUUUCUAACCAUUGUAUGGCACUGAAUCUAUUUUGGUGAGUUUUUUCUUCUUUUUUUUUCAAAAUCCUAUGCACCUCCUUCUGUGUUGUAACAUCUGUAGUCACCUGGUUGUGUUAAUCUGUAUUCUGUGCUGUCUUUUAUUUUCUCUUUCACAGUGAACGUUAACCAUGUUUGCAUGUACAGCUCUACCAUACCUUUAUUUCUACGUUAAGUUUUUAAUGUAACCUAUAUUUUGUUAAACAAUAUUAAUAAAGGCAUUUGUGAUGGAAACUUAA